GCCCCGCGCACUUUAGUCAACCCACUGUCGUUAAGUCAACCUCUCUAAUUGGACAAGCGGAGGACUUUGGGACAACAAUUACCCCUGGCAGGAACCUGACCAAAGUGCACGUCCGGCCAUUCAAAAGCCAGAAGCGUUCUACACUGAGCCGAGAACUGUUAGCUACACACAAACGGGCCCGCUUUUCUCCGUGCUUGGUUGUGUGUGACGGCCUGGCCUUGUACGGGGGCAUUCGAGAGAGGGUGGAAACAUUUCUUGAAUGUAUCAACUUGCGGCUGUGUUUUGAGAGAGAACCCGGAGGGGGGUAAGAAGAGUUAUGAGUGAGUCGAACGCACGACGCCCUCAGACUGGCCCGUCUAUAUCGUGGGACAGAGCGAGAGUUCUGAACUCCAUGCGGACUAAAGAACUGCACUCACAGGUGGACGGACUGAGGUUGGACUGUAUCAAGAAUAUCUUCGAUAUCCAGAGAAAGCAGGGAGAGAUCAUCAGGAAGUAUGGCGAGCACCUUCACGGCGCGAAGGGUCUUUCCAGGUCGCCCCUGUUGUCGCGGAGCGCGUCGCGGAUUGCGACUGAGCCGGGCGGCACGAGCGUCAAGCACCUGCCGAGCAUUGGGUCGCCAAAGUACGGCUCUCCGAAGGUAGACCGACGAGUUUCGUCGCCAGCACUCUCCACAGAAGAGCGAGUCCGCAGGCGACUGUUGGGAGAACACGGUUCCGACGCGUCGUCGCCCCGUUCGGGAAGAGUUGGCGAUCCUCGCUUCACGAAAUCGCACGAGAUUCUUCCUCCGCGAAACUCCUCCAUGGACAGACUCCUCGCAGAUCCCUCAGACGAUUCCGAACACAACAGAAGACGGAAGCGCUCCAACACGUUCUCCGGGGUGGUGGACAACUUGGAAGCGGAGGCGAGCGGUACCAAGGCCGAGGCUGGAAGCCUCCCCGACCCGCUACCGCUACACAAACAAGUCGCGAACCUGCGAGCUUCCGACAGCCCGGCCCCGGGGUCUCCCAGUUUAACUCUCCAGCGGAAACACACCAGCCUGGCGGAUCUGGUGGGGUGCGAGCGGACAAGUCCACCGAGAAGCCCAGCUUUACUGCCGCGGAGUUACACCCCAGACGAGCCCCUUGCACACAGGAAUCCGAAAUCGUACGGCGGCGCUCAAGUCAAGGACUGUCCCUGUGUCAUCUGCGUGAUGGAGAAAAACAAGAACUUCAUCGGCAAGAAGCGACACACAGAAGUAGCUCUGGACAAAAACAGGACUAGAAAAGUUGCGGUUGAUGGUGAGUCAAUGGACGACAGUUUUGCAAGAGAGUUAGAAAAACUAAAGGAUUGUAGGUACCUUAGAAUGCGCACCAGUACCCAUUAAUUAUACUGUCCUUUGUACAUUGUAGGCUAUCUAGAACUGUUUGUAUACAAAUGCUAUAGUAUACUGCUUGUUUUACUGCUUAGGGGACAUUGGCGUUGUAAAUGUUUCUACACUAUAUAGUGUUACAUGUGAACAACAUUGACUAAAGUAACAGCAACAGUAGAAUUUUCUUUAAAAGAUUGUCGUGAAAGACGUUUGUUACAAGUUCAAAGGAAUGUCGCUACGGAUUGUUUUGGAACUUCGGCCAUGUGUUUUGUCUGCGACACUUGGAAGUCCGCCAAGUACCGAAGUCUCACGAUCACAGGACCGCAACUAUGUGAUAUGGCCGACUGAGUUACAGCACGUGGGUUUACAAUUUCCGCGUAACUCAACAAAAGAUAAUUGUCCGAUACCGGAUGAAAACACACACACACAUCCAAAGUUUCCUACAUUUCAGAAAUUAUUUUACAGUGACUCAUUCCGGUAUCGUAUUAGCCUCUACCAGUACUACCAGGCUUCGGGAGACGGCUGGAAAGAUUGCGGCAAAAUGUACUCUCUAGCGGACCAACUCCCCCGGCAUGUUAUCUCUCUAUUUGGUCAAUUUCUACUCUUUCCAGCCGCCUCCUGAAGCCUGGUAGAGGCUACUUUCGUGUGAUAAAUAGCGUUGAUGCGAGUGAUGUACAAACCCUAUAAAGUCAUCUAGAUAAAGCUACUUCAUUUGCGCACCUGUACAAGUAGUUACUCUUUAUAAAGCACGUGUUUGUUUACUCAGUCUGUAUAUUGGCCUAGUUUUUGUGUCGAUUAGGUCGUAUGAUCAUUCUUUCCUAGAACUAUCGCAGAGUGGAACUUGCUGUCACCAAGUACAGUAGGGGCAUUACAAUUAGAUAGCUUUAAACAAUGUUUAAGCGUUAGGUGUAACAAGUCGUUCGGUGUAAUGUAGCCAGCUGCCGCUGCGCCGCGUGCCUGCGAAGCUGGUGUGUUACGCCUAAGGUUGUUAUACCGGCUAUACAGAUACAAUUAAAAGCCAAUGAACUGGGAGUAAGAAUCACUCUGGUUGGCUGUUACUAAUACACUAUGCUGUUCUUGACCAACCAGCGUUGUUGUAAGUUUGUACAGUGUUAAGAGGGUCAAGUCAAUUCAUACUCGAUCGAUCAGCCAUAUCAUAUCAUAACUUGUCAUAAUUUAUGUUUUUGUCAUAAUUUAUGUUUAAUCGUAAUCUAUUUAAAGAUCACGAAAUGUGCAUAUAUCAUUGUGCUUGUUUAUAUGAAUGUACCAUAUAUUGCAAUGGAAGGGGAUAUAAAACAGGUGAUAAAAACCACCUUUACCAGUUGAAGUGAAGAAUAUGCAUGUACCAUCGAAUUAAACAUACAAUCAUACUUGUAACAGUGCAAAUAGUAGAUAUAUUAUUGAUAGAUAAUCUACCAUGAACUUUUAACAGUGUGAGAUUCAAGGUAUGUGGUUCUGUGUAUGUAUUGUUCAGAAAGUUGAAGAAAUGUCGGCUUGCGUUAGAGAUUUUUGUCAGCAGAGGCACAUACACUUAGCCGUGUUGACAUGAUGAGAGUUAAGUUCAUGACAUGUUGUAUAUAGAGGGGCAGUAUAGGUCACACGUUCCAUCGAUUGGCCAGCCAAAACGUGCCGUUUGUUUUUAAAAUUGUUCGCUACUUCACCAAAACAAUGUGCAAGAAUAACAUACACACACGCCUCAGUGUCAAAUAAUCCAGUGUUAUGUCUCAAUAACA
This is a messenger RNA of Branchiostoma belcheri (Belcher's lancelet), 3081 nucleotides long. RefSeq lists its product as uncharacterized. The coding region runs from base 317 to 1363 and encodes 348 amino acids. The record is from RefSeq and is a predicted model, not a curated record. The transcript has a single exon. NCBI's taxonomy places the organism in Eukaryota, Metazoa, Chordata, Leptocardii, Amphioxiformes, Branchiostomatidae.